This is a messenger RNA of Oppiella nova, 1005 nucleotides long. The record is from the annotation of a GenBank genome assembly. Lineage: Eukaryota; Metazoa; Arthropoda; Arachnida; Sarcoptiformes; Oppiidae.
AAGUACUAUUCAAACAUAACAAACAUUUUUUGUUGUUGUUUUAAUUCGUUUAGACACUAAUUAAACAAUAAUUAUAGUAUGAAUUAGUAGAUAACUAAUGGUUUACUAAAAACUAUAAUAGAAAUAAGUGUUUGUUUCAAAAGACUCGGAUAUAAUGUCUCCAAACAGAAAGUUUUUCAGUCGAGAUGUUAUCAAUAGCGAUCACUCGGCAGAGAACGGCGACAAAGGAUACUAUAAGGAAGUUAAGGAGCAUUUGUUCAAAAUUCUGGUGAUCGGCGAAUUGGGCACCGGGAAGACCAGCUUUAUUAAGCGAUACGUCCACUCGUUUUUCUCACAACAUUAUAGAGCGACAAUUGGGGUAGACUUUGCGCUAAAAGUAAUCAAUUGGGAUGAAAACACACUUAUUAGACUACAGUUAUGGGAUAUUGCGGGUCAAGAGAGGUUUGGGAAUAUGACGAGAGUUUAUUAUAAGGAAGCUGUCGGCGCUUUCCUGGUAUUUGACGUGAGCCGACCCCCAACUUUUGAAGCCAUACUCAAAUGGAAACACGAUUUGGACACUAAAGUGUGUUUACCCGAUGGUUCUCCCAUUCCCUGUCUCCUAUUAGCUAAUAAGUGCGAUAUGCCUAAGGAAGGGGCCGCCAAUAGUGCCGAUACUCUGGACAAGUUCUGUGAAGAGAACGGCUUCUGCGGCUGGUAUUACACGUCUGCCAAAGACAACGUCAAUGUCGACGAAUCGGCUAAAUAUUUAGUGGCAAAGAUACUGCAGAGACAGAAGACAUUGGCUUUGGAAGAGUCGACAAACAAAGACGUCUUGACUCUGGAUUACAGCAGUCAUGGCGACAGCACCAGAAGGCGAUGCAAUUGUUAGCCAUAUAGUCGUUAAAAUAUGCUUUAAUUUAUUAAAGAUUAAGCAAUCAUUAAGUGUUUUCGACAUACAUUUCGAUUUGAUUCAAUCUUCGGGUUCGUGACAAUGCCUUUCAUAUAUCGGAUCAAUAAGUCUCUCAU